Messenger RNA from Durotheca rogersii, 1035 nucleotides. Its product is annotated as DUF2407 C-terminal domain-containing protein. Lineage: Eukaryota; Fungi; Ascomycota; Sordariomycetes; Xylariales; Xylariaceae. Gene Ontology annotation, molecular function: protein binding. The transcript has a single exon. Gene Ontology annotation, cellular component: endoplasmic reticulum; Dsc E3 ubiquitin ligase complex. The record is from RefSeq and is a predicted model, not a curated record. Bases 1 to 1035 code for a protein of 344 amino acids. Gene Ontology annotation, biological process: protein processing.
AUGGCUUCCCGUGCGGCGCCUAUCGCGCUGCCCGUGCCGCAGCCGCAGCCGCAGCCGCUGCUGCUCACCGUCCGCUUCAGCGCCGCCAUCCCGGACCUCGAGCUGGACAUCCCGCGGCCGGCCGCCACCACCGUCGUCUCGCUCAAGCACCUCAUCCGCACGCGCCUCGCCGAGCCCAACUCUCAGCGCCGCCUGCGCUUCAUCCACGGCGGCAAGAUCCUCCCCGACGGCGCCGCCCUGGCUUCCGUCCUCCGCGCCCCACCGCCUCCGCCCCCACCCCCUUCCCCCUCUCUAUACACGCGCCGCGCCGACGUCAAGGGCAAGGCCGCCGCCGCCACCGCUGACAACGACGGCCCCGAUGGCCGCUCCGGCAAGGGCAAGUCCGUCCUCGGCCGCCCCGACCCCCCGCAGCGCAUCUACGUCAACUGCUCCAUCGGCGACAGCCUGACAUCGGCCGAGCUCGAGGCCGAGGCUAACGCCGCCGCUGCUGCCGCCGCCGCCCUGCCCUCCUCUAUUGCCGCGAGCGCCGCGCCGACCUCCGCGAACGCCGCCCCGUACGACGCCCAACACCACCACCACCACACUCCGCCCGCCAGCACGUCGGCCGCGCCGCGCGGCUUCGACCGGCUGCUGUCGGCGGGCUUCACGGCGGCCGAGGUGAACCAGCUGCGGCUGCAGUUCCGCAGCAUCCACGCGUCGCGGUACACGCCGGACACGCUGCCGUCGCCCGACAGCUUCCGGCGCAUGGAGGACGCGUGGAUCGACGACAACGGCGCCUCGGUGCCCUCCGCCGGUGCUGCCGUCGGCGCCGCGGACGGCGGCGCCGGCACCGACAGCGACGACGUCGGCCUCGCCGCCCUCGUCGACGUCAUGAUCCGCGGCGUCGUCACCGGCUUCGUCUGGCCCCUCGGCAGCGCCGGCUGGCUCGUCCGCGAGGAGGGCAUGGCCUCCGGCCGGUGGCGCUUCAUGGUCGGUGUCGGCAUCAUCUUCAGCGUCCUCAUCGGCGUCAUCAGGAGCAUUUCCGGCGAGAAAUAA